This is a messenger RNA of Trachemys scripta elegans, 2937 nucleotides long. RefSeq names its product inter-alpha-trypsin inhibitor heavy chain H3-like. NCBI's taxonomy places the organism in Eukaryota, Metazoa, Chordata, Testudines, Emydidae. The record is from RefSeq and is a predicted model, not a curated record. Gene Ontology annotation, biological process: hyaluronan metabolic process. Gene Ontology annotation, molecular function: serine-type endopeptidase inhibitor activity.
AUGGAUAGUGUCUUGUUUUAUGCUUUGUUGGCAUCUAUUGCAACUACUACAAAUGCUGAAUUUGUGGUAGCACAAUUCAGGAUCAUCAAGAAACAAAGCACCCGUGAUGUGAUCUUCAAUGGCAUAGAUAUCUACAGCAUGAAAAUUGAUAGCAAAGUGACAUCUCGAUUUGCCCACAAUGUCAUCACAGUCGAGCUGUCAAUUGUGCCAGUGUGUCUAAGGACGUGUUUUUUUGAUGUGGAGCUCCCCAAGACGGCCUUCAGCAUGUCUCAGAACCCAUUAGUGGACAAUGGACUACCUGAAGUCCAUGUUGGAUUCUUGGUUUUACCAGGCCUGGAAGCCCUGUUGGAGGCCUCACAACCCUACCAAACCCCAUCCCAAGAAAAAGCAGUUGAGCUCAGUUCCAAACGGCGAAUCUGCCUUUCUUCUAGUUCCCUUGUAGCAGAGAAGACACCAGUGAUAGAAUCCAGAACCUUCAUCAACGGCAAUCAGGAAACAACACAAACGAAAAAAUACUUGUCCUAUAUCUCCAAACCCAGGCAUCCUAGUAGUACAAAACUAUCCAGAAGAAUCUGCCUUCUCCAUUAUGUGCUCUCUUUCUCUCUCUCUCUCAACAUGAUGGUGCUGAACCUGGUCUCUGGGAGAAAAACUAAAAAGUUCACUGUUUCAGUCAACAUUGCAGCAGCCAGCAAAGUCACUUUUGAGCUCACCUAUGAGGAGCUUUUGAAACAGCACUUGGGAAAAUAUGAGAUGUUGAUUAAAGUAAAACCGAAGCAGCUAGUCAAACAAUUUCAGAUUGAGGCAAACAUCUUUGAGCCACAAGGUAUCAGUGAGCUAGAAGCACUUGGAUCAUUUAUCAAGAAUGACUUGACUCAGACCAUUGAAAAAUCUUUCUCUGGAAAAAAGGGCCAUGUGUCUUUCAAGUCAACUAUUGAUCAACAACAAACCUGUGAGAACUGCUCGACAUCUUUCUUGGAUGGAGAUUUUACUAUAAAAUAUGACGUGAAAAGAGACUAUGCAAGCAAUUUACAGAUUAUCAGUGGAUACUUUGUGCAUUUUUUUGCACCUGUGAAUCUCCCCAGGGUGCCCAAGAAUGUGAUUUUUGUAAUAGACAUUAGUCACUCAAUGUUGGGUAAAAAAAUGGAACAGACAAAGGAAGUACUCCUCAAAAUAUUGGAUGAUGUCAAAGAGAAUGACCACUUCAACUUUAUCUUGUUUAAUAACAGGAUAAUAUCCUGGAAGGAAUACUUAGUCAAGGCUACCCUACAGAAUUUGAAGGAAGCACAAAAGUUUGUUAAAUUCAUAAAAGCCACAGGAUCGACAAACAUAAAUGAUGCUUUAAUAAGAACAGUUGAAAUGAUGAAUGAAGCUCACAAAGAGAAGGUUUGGCCUGAGAGAAGCUCCUCUACAAUUAUAAUGCUGACUGAUGGAGAAUUGAACCAGGAAAAAAUUCAAGAGAAUGUGAAAAAUGCCAUUCAAGGAAGAUAUUCCUUAUACAACCUUGCCUUUGGCUAUGAUAUGGAUUAUAAUUUUUUAGAGAAGAUGGCACUGGAGAACAAUGGAUUGACUCAUCGUAUCUAUGAGGAUUCUGAUUCAGCUUUGCAGCUACAGAGUUUUUAUGAUGAAAUGGCCAAUCCCAUGCUUCGAGAAGUGCAGCUGCACUACCCUAUCAAUGCAACAUCUGCAUUAACGCAGAACAAUUUCAAUCAUUAUUAUGAUGGCUCUGAAAUUGUGGUGGCUGGACGUAUUAUAGACAAUGACCUGAACAGCUUUACUGCUGAUGUGAAAGUUCAAGGUGCAAACAAUGAUGUGACAUUUACUGAACAAGUAGAUAUUGAAGAAACAGCUAAAGCUCUCCAAGACCAGGAAUACAUAUUUGGGGAUUACAUUGAGAGGCUUUGGGCCUAUCUCACCAUCCAACAAUUACUGGAAAAACGAUGUUGAUUUAUUGGGAAAGGUUCAGAGAAAGAGAAUUUUGCAACAGAAGCCCUGGAGCUCUCUCUGAAAUAUAAAUUUGUGACGCCUCUCACAUCCAUGGUGGUAACAAAACCAGAAGAUAAUGAAGAUAAAGCUGCAAUUGAUGAUAAACCAGUAGAAAAUACUUCUAUUCAGUAUAGUUACCCUUCAAAGGCAAACUCUGGCUGCUUUUGUAAGUCAUUUAAUCUGAGACAUUGUAAUGUGUUUGCAGUUGAUGGAGAUCCACAUUUCCUUAUAGAAGUGACACAGAAAAAAGACCAUCUUUGCUUCAAUAUCAAUUUAGAUCCAGGUGUGGUGUUAAACCUAGUAAAAGACCCUGAUACAGGCAUCACAGUUAAUGGGCAGCUUAUUGGAAAAAAGAAAGUCAGCAACAAUGCACAGAUCCAAAAAACAUAUAUUGGAAAACUUGGGAUUGUAAAUACACAACUGGAUUUAAAAAUAGAAAUAAUGACUGAAAAAAUCACCCUCCAAAAUGGCAGAAAGACAGACACUUUUACCUGGCUUGAUACAAUCACCCUACAAGAAGGUUUGACUAUGGAGAUAAACAGGGGAAAGAAGCUAGUGCUUUCAUUCAGAGAUGGUGUAACUUUUAUUGUUGUUUUGCAUCGAGUGUGGAAGAAGCAUCCUAUACACCACGAUUUCCUAGGAUUGUACAUGCUGGAUAGUCACAAGGUGUCUGAACACACCCAUGGCUUAUUAGGACAGUUUUUCCAGCACAUUGAUUUUGAAGUUUUUGACAUCUGUCCUGGAUCUGACCCCGAGAAACCACAUGCCACAAUGAUUGUCAAAAACAAUAAACUGACAGUAACUAGGGUUAGUGAGAAAGAUUAUGGAAAAGACCCCAGUCAUGGAACAAUCAUCCCCUGUUGGUUUAUUCAUAACAAUGGUACAGGACUGAUUGAUAGAGCUCACACCAAUUAUAUUGUUUCCAACCUAUUUAGCACACCAUUUAUUAACUAA